AUGAAUGAACAUUCAGUGGAAAGUAUUCGACGUGAUAGUCAGAUCUUGGGACAUCUUCCAAAGAUCAUGGUGGUCAAUCGUGGUGAAAUAGCCAUUAGAGUUUUUCGCACAGCCCAUGAACUUUCCAUGAGAACGGUUGCAAUUUUUAGUCAUGAAGAUAGAUUAUCAAUGCAUCGAUAUAAAGCCGAUGAAGCAUACCAGAUCGGUGAUCCGAAUGUUUAUUCAGCAGUUGGUGCAUAUCUUGCUCAAGAUGAAAUAAUUAAAAUAGCUAAACUUCGUAAUGUCUCAAUGAUUCAUCCUGGUUAUGGAUUUUUAGCUGAAAAUUCUAGUUUUGCUAAGAAAGUUGAAGAGGCUGGAAUAGCUUUUGUUGGACCUACACCUGAUGUUAUUGAAAAAAUGGGCGAUAAAACAAAAGCAAGAGAUUUAGCUAUACAGUGUGGUGUUCCAGUUGUUCCUGGUACUCCGGGACCAAUUUCUACAAUUGAAGAAGCAGAAAAUUUUAUAGCUGAAUAUGGAUUUCCAAUAAUUGUUAAAGCAGCAAUGGGUGGUGGAGGUCGUGGUAUGAGAGUUGUAAAUAGCAGUGAGACAUUGGUAGAAUCAUUUGGAAGAGCUAAAUCAGAAGCUUUGGCUGCUUUUGGUGAUGGGACAGUGUUUUUGGAAAGAUUCUUGGAUAAACCUAGACACAUUGAAGUUCAAAUACUAGCUGAUUCUGCUGGUAAUGUUGUACAUUUGUUUGAAAGGGAUUGUUCGGUCCAAAGACGUCAUCAGAAAGUAGUCGAAGUUGCUCCUGCAUUGAAUUUAGAUGUAA
This is a messenger RNA of Entrophospora candida, 808 nucleotides long. The record is from the annotation of a GenBank genome assembly. NCBI's taxonomy places the organism in Eukaryota, Fungi, Glomeromycota, Glomeromycetes, Entrophosporales, Entrophosporaceae.